AAAUCGUGAAAGCAAUAUGAUUCGUUAUAAAUUUUUAUUAUUUUUAAUUCUGUUACCCAUAUUAACAAAAUCAAAAAAUGUUCGUCCAAACUAUCCAUCAUCGUUUGAAGAUGAUGAAAAUGCACCAUUGCCCUUUUUGGAUCAAGUAGCACAAGCAGACACAUGGAAAUCGCAAAAUCGAGUAAUAUCGGCUACAUACUCUGGAGAUCCACAAACAGGUCGCGUUGAUCAUGCGAAUCUGGUUAUUAAUGUGGUACCACGCGCAAAUGGAAAGCCAGCCGAUGUUGAUUUAUACGCUUCACAAACUUUGGCCAAUGCAAAAACGGCCGAAGAUUAUGUGAACAAAGCACUCGAAAUGAAAAAUAAAUAUGAACACACCACACCGUCUUCAUCGUUUGUAAAAUAUGAUAUUUAUGAAGCGGAAAAAACCAAAUUGAUGCCAGUCAUAUCGACGCCGAGCCACGUAACUGAACCAAUGUCACACAAAGAAGAUAUUUCCGAUAUGGCCAAAUCGGCCAGUGAUUAUUCCAGUGAGUUUUCAUUUGACCAGCCACAAGAAUAUGUGCAUCAAACCACAACAACAACGUACAAGCAUCCAGCAUUAUCCACUCAUUUCAAAGACUUGGAUUCGUCCAAUUCCAACUAUAAUCAAAAUUACAAUUAUUUAUCGUCCAUCCAACACCACUAUGAUCCAUAUGAUUCGAUUAAAAACCUGCAUUCAUACGAUCCCAUCAAACACAUAAACCAUGAUAAUCGCCAAAAUAUGGAUGAUGCGAUGCGCAAAUUGGUCGGAUACCCAAGCAAAGAGGAUAUGAUCAAGUACAUUGAACGAGCCGUGAAAAAGUACCUUAAAGAAUUGGAUUUACCUGGAAAAUUGCAAUCACCGUCACCAUCGUUUGCACCCUCAUUCCCAUUUUCGUCAUCUUCGUCAUUUUCCCCAUUGAGCGGAUCACCAAGUGCACAGGCUGAAAUCAAAACCUAUUAUCGUUUCCCAUCGUCGACAACCGCCAGCCCAAUCGAAUCAACGAAAUUGUACAGCGCUGGAAUCCAUUCGGAAUUUUUCAAGCCCAGCAAAGGUAGUGCUUCGAAACCGACCUACGCUACAGUGAAACCAUUCGUAAUUGAUUCAUAUUCUCCGGAUGGUGUUGAUUUGACCAUACCGAGCAUUACGAGCAAGAAGCGGCCAAAACCACUCGAUCUAUCAGCUCUUGAUGUGGGCCAAUCGUGGCAACACUCGACAUCAUCACACCAAGAACCCCCAGUCACUUAUCGCAAGAAGAAGAAGUCAAAACUUCAUUUGAAUUCACAAACUUAUCACGACAUAAACGCUCUUCCAUAUUUACCGAAUCGCGGACUCAUCUACGAUGAAUACAGUCCAUUUUCAACGGCAACGUCGAUCAUUGAUCACCCCAGCGGCAGCAGCCAUUAUUCAUCGCACAAGGAUCAUGCGGUAGGCGCAUCAAUUUCGUUUGGCGAUCAUGCACACGGCGAACACCGUCACCGUCAUCGGCACCAUGGCAAAGGACAUCACCAUCAUCAUCAUAGUUCACAUUCGCACCACAAUGACGACGAGAAAUCAGCAUUUGUUCCUUCAAUGCAAGUAGUCAACGGCAUUCCCGUCCAAAACCCAUAUAAAUUCAAUAUGGAUUCAUUAAAUGACAUAUUUGACAAUAAUGCAGACAAAUCGAAAUUUUCAUAUACCGAAGACUUUGGUCCGUCCACUGGAGCGAUUUGGAAUCCAUACAACAUCGACCUGAACUCACUCACCAAAGACAACUCGGGCAGCGGCAGCAGUACCAGUUUCUCAUUCGACAGCUAUAAUCCCAAGUUCAAUAACAAUCCGGAGGAUUCAUUUUUCGAAAAUUAUCGAUUCGGCGUCUCUGAUUGGGAAACCGAUUAUUCACCUCGUCAACGGGGCACCAUCGGCUCUGACAUGUUUACAAGUGGCUCAGCGCCACGAUCGAAGAAAGUCACAUCGCCGAACAGUAAACGAGCUGUUACAAAAAUUAUUGCGAAACCAAAGCAACGAACUCCAAAGCGAAUCACCCCCAAUAAAGAACCGGAUAGAGAUUUAGUGCCACCACCAAAGAAAUAAGCACCAAAUUUAUCACGAAUGUAAUUUAAAUACCAAAGAUAGAAGAGAGAUAUGUAUUUGUAUAUUUCGAAUAUUCAUUAUCGUUUAUUAACAUUCAGGAACAUUUUUGGUUAAACGAAGUCAAUUGCAACCAAAUUUCGUAUCAGUAGAGCUGGAAUUAUUCACCAGCAGAUUGCGUACGCUGAUACCGCGCGAAAAUUCAAAGUCUGUAAACCACAAGUGAAAAAGCACAAUGAAAGAAAACUUGCCAUUAUUUAUAUAUCUAUUUAGCGCUAAAUUUCCAUGGCUCAUCAUUUAACUCGCGAUCACUCGUAAAUGUAUCAAGCGUAUCAUUCGCAUCUCGAUCUAGACUUCUAUUCGAAUUUAUUGACGUGAAUUCUUACUUAAAAUUCGAACAAAUAAACCAAAAACUCACUCAAUCACUCACUCGUUGGUUUUCAUUGUGCUUUUCAUUGUGAUCUUUUGAUGCAGAAUAAAUUCAGCACCUUUUGCUAGUGCUAGACCAAAUAAUUCGGUGUAACGACUAUUUAACAUAAUUAUUAUAAUUCGCGUCAAUUUUGUACAGAAUUUUAGAAUGAAUUAAGAGUUAAUGGAGUACUUAGGUUUUUAGAAAUAAAAAAUUUAUAGUUCAAUUAAAGAUGAAUCAA
This is a messenger RNA of Sitodiplosis mosellana (orange wheat blossom midge), 2742 nucleotides long. RefSeq lists its product as uncharacterized. Lineage: Eukaryota; Metazoa; Arthropoda; Insecta; Diptera; Cecidomyiidae. The transcript has 4 exons. The record is from RefSeq and is a predicted model, not a curated record. The coding region runs from base 17 to 2095 and encodes 692 amino acids.